Molecule: messenger RNA, 3587 nt
Organism: Alnus glutinosa
Lineage: Eukaryota; Viridiplantae; Streptophyta; Magnoliopsida; Fagales; Betulaceae
Product: zinc finger CCCH domain-containing protein 41
Exons: 5
Coding region: 470-3268 (932 amino acids)
Cellular component (GO): nucleus
Molecular function (GO): RNA binding; metal ion binding
Source: RefSeq, a predicted model, not a curated record
CUCUCCCCCCCCUCUCUCUCUCUCUCUCUCUCUCUCUCUCUCUCUCUCUGUCUACACAAUCCUGUUUUGCUCUUCACAGCUUGAAACCCCAAACGGGCCAAACCCGACCACCCAAACAAUCCACAGUAGCAAAACCCUAAUCUCUCACACAGCGAGCUACCCUUAACCCCCCCUCGAUUAUAUCUUUAUUACGAUCCUGCCCCUCUCCCCUCUGCAACUAUUUUAUCUUCCAGAAAUGCCCUCCCAUGGCCGCCUCGCCGUCUUCCUCUGCGUCAUUCGUUGAGUAGAAUCAGUCUAUAAUAAGGCGAAGCUGUUCGAGGCAUUGGCUUCGCAUUUCUUCUAGAAUAUUCUGUUCUCUAUUAUUGCUGGAACUGUGCCAGGCAAUUGAAGUCGUUUGGUUGCUGCAUCUAGUGAGAGUUUGCAACUUUGGAAGUCAUAAGUAGUAUUGUGGAUAUUUCAAGACAUUUUAAUGGAGCUGAAAGUUCCAUCUCUAAAGCCAGUGAGUCUUUCUCCUGAUUGUGUCAGUGAUCCUGAGGAGAAGGAAGUCAGUGAUGAUGAUGAUGAUGAUCGAAACCAUAAGCAUCGUAGGCGGGAGACUCGUUCUCAAUCUUUGGAAAGAGAUGCUCUGGAACAUGUGAUAACAAGGCCGUAUAGAAAACGCAACAAACCUUUCGAAAAUGGGCAUCCUUUCAGGGAAAAUGAAUCUCAAGCAAGUGAGAAAGACUUAUCUUCAAAGUUUGAAAGAAGACGCCCUGGCUUAACGUCACUCCCUCGAGCCUCUUUUGAUUUAAAUCAAAGAUUUCACGCAAACCAAACAUUUUCUGGAGCUGGUCCUGGUAGGGGACGAGGCAGGGACUCUGGUUCUUGGAACCUACGUGAUUCUAGGUUCAGCUCAGUUGACAUUGCAUCUCAAAUGGUUCAGCAGGGGUCCAUUCCUCCAAACCUAUAUAAUGGAAGAGGGUUGCCAAAUGUUUCAAAUGCACAAAGUGCAUCCUGGAAUGCUUUUGGAUUAAUUACGGGACUACCAACUGGUGGCCUGGAUACGCUCCAUUCCAUUGGUUUGCAAGGACCACUGGGACCACCCAUCAAUUCUUCAAUGAAUAUGGGCAUUCCUCGCCAACGCUGUAGAGACUUUGAGGAGCGUGGAUUUUGUUUGAGAGGGGACAUGUGCCCCAUGGAGCAUGGCGUCAAUCGGAUUGUUAUUGAAGAUGUUCAGAGUCUUUCACAGUUUAACCUUCCUGUUUCACUACCAAGUGUGCACCUACUGGGAACACCUGCUGGAACUGGACCACUAUCAUCAGUUAGUGCUUCUUCAACUACUUUGAUGAACAGCAAAGGAUUGCAUAGCAAAAGUGGCAAGCCUGGUAUUGCUGAUGAUGGUUUGGGCUUGAAUGGUGCAUUUUCUGGUUCUGGUUGUGCGGGUGGAGCUGAUUUAUAUGAUCCUGAUCAACCCCUGUGGAAUAAUAAUUGUCCUGAAACAUCAAAUGCCCUGCUCACCCUACAAUCACCCAAUGAUGAAACUCAGUCUGUGUUGAAUGACGAUCCUUCCGAUAGGCAUAAUGGCAGGUUAUGUGACGGUGCUGAUAAUGAUUGUUUAGUUAGAAGCACCGGAACUGCUGUUGGUUCACAGGGUACCAGUUCGUCUGUUUGGGGUAGAAUCGGUAGUUCAAAAAAUAGAUUAGAUGCGAAGGCAAAAAUUGAUUCUAUUAUGAAUUCCUCUGAUUAUCUUGAGAAUGAAGCUCAGGAAGAUAAAGGGGCCUUAGCCAGAGUUCAAGGCACUUCCCGUCAAGUAAAGCGGAUUGUUACCGAGAAUGUCAGCCCAAAAGGUAUGGAUUCAUCUUCCAAAACACUGGGUGAUAGUACGCGUAACAUUCGGAAGCCUUCUCAAAAGGCACUGCGCACUCUAUUUGUCAAUGGCAUUCCCCAGAAAAGCAAUAAAAGGGAGAAUCUUCUUUCUCAUUUUCAAAAAUUUGGAGAGGUAAUCGAUAUUUAUAUACCAGUAAAUAGUGAACGAGCUUUUGUCCAGUUCUCAAAAAGGGAAGAGGCAGAAGCUGCUCUCAAGGCACCUGAUGCUGUAAUGGGUAACCGCUUUAUCAAGCUGUGGUGGGCUAAUCGCGAUAGCAUUCCUGAUGAUGGCAUAAGCAGCAGCAGUAGUGUAUCUGUAACUCCACGUGGUGUUGCAGCCACUUCCGUUCCAUCUCAUCCUUCUGUUGCUAGCAUAGGAAAAGAUAUUAAUCAAUCUGCUGCUCCAAAGAAUAGUGUUCUCCAUGCUUCUGAUGCUCCUGUACCUGUCUCUGAACAUCCUAAGCCCAUCAUCUCAGAUAGUCCUAAGGCACCUCCUCUGCAAAAGAAGCUAGAGAGUUUAGAGCAGUUGAAAGAUGAACUUCGCAAGAAACGGGAAUUGCUGGACCAGAAGCGGAAUGACUUCCGGCGCCAGUUACAAAAACUUGAGAAACAAGCUUCAGGACUUAAGGGCGAGGUAGUUGCUGAACAAGCUGCUAAGAGACCUAAAGUGGAAAUAGUGGCUGAUAUUGCUAAACCUGCUACUCCGAGGUCCUCCUCUGAUCCUGGUUCUGUGGCAUCGCCACAUGCUGAGAUGGUGGGGGAUAAGAACAAAUCAGUGGAUAAUGUUUUGUCCCAGAGUCCUAAAACAGGAACAACCGUGGUGCUUCAAGAAUCUAUUAGCUUAAAGGAGCCAAUUCGUCAAUUAGCAUCAGGAGGGGCACCUUUUCCAAUGAACAGAUACAAAUUGGACAAUCGUCCUCCUGCAUUUAGAAUUAUUCCGCCUUUACCGCCUGGACUUGCUAGUGUUACUGUUUUGAAGGAACACUUCUCAUCAUAUGGUGAUCUUUCUAAUGUGGAGCUAGAAGAUCUAGAAGCUAGCGAGUCAGAGGGAUUGAAAAACUGCUCGGCUUGUAUAACUUUUGCGGCACGUCGUUCAGCUGAGAGAGCAUUUGUUAAUGGAAAAUGCUGGCAAGGCCACAAUUUGAAGUUUAUGUGGCUGACAUCUAGCAAUUCUAGGAGCGACCCUGGUGUGAGAGAAAAUUCUCCAUCCAAUCAAAAGGGGCAUUCAGAACCCGAAGCACAGGCUGCAGAAAAAUUUGCUUGUAUUGUUUCCGAGGAGGAGGUUUCUGCAUCAGAAAAUGGAGAGCCCCAAAAUCAAAUAAGAGAAAGUUGUGUUGAUCAUAUGGAACUGGGUGAAGAUUCAGAGCCUGGUGCAAGCUCAACGUCUGGCGAGAAAGAGUUGCCUAAAGGCGAUGUCUGUUGAAGAUGUGUUAGUCGGAUUUGUACAGUGAGGUAAAAUGCUAAAUCAUUAAUCUGUAAUUUUCAGGAAUGUUUCUUUACCAAUUGCUGAAAAUUGAUUUUCCAACGUUUUUUAUUGAAUGCAUGGGGAUGUGUAAAAAGGGGAUUUCUUGAUUUUUGACUGCCACCUGAGAUAUUGGUUGGUAUAGUUGAGAGGUUAAUCAUGUGGUCUUUUAGCUUAGAAGAUGUCUAGGACCAAAGGAUAUAUGUUUAAAAACUCUGUUGAAAAUUAAUCAAAUGUUUACAUAUCGAAGAUUUGGGAUCUGAUUCCCAUUCUGUUUGUA